AUGAAUUAUGUGGUUAGUUGUAUUUCAACUUAUCACACAAGUAGUUGGGUGGAGAGAUUAUUAUUCUUGGCGUUAAAAUUUUGGAAGUUUUUUAUCUGUAUUGAGAUGCAUCCACAUAGAAAUGUCGUUUGUAAAUAUUUUGCCACUAUCAUAGCUUACGCCAGGAUUUGCAAAGGUGUAACUGAGAUAGAAGUAAGAAUUGAGGCAAAUGGUACAUAACAUUUAUGCCAUCCCAGAUUCUAACCUUACUAAAAAGGAUUGUAUUGGAAUCUAGCUUAAGUGGAUAAUAUUUUUUCAUGUGGAUUCCAAAAUUAUUAUUUAACAUUGGUGAUGGAGUUGCUUUCUGAUGGACAUUAUAAAUUUUAUUGCCAAAGUAAGUAAAUUUAUACAUUAGAUUUCAAUGAUAAUAUGAAUUAGUUCUGUUUGAUAAUGUCCUUUUAAAAAGGGUCAUAUAAAUGCUAACUUUGUAAGCGUCCAUAUUACGGAAAAGGACAGGGUUGCUAGUUAGCGAACGGUGCAUAUGAUUAUGCUUCUAUGCCUGCGAGAUUGCAACCAUUAUGGUUGUCUAUAUUGUAAUUCGGAUGGAAACUGUACAAGUUGUCAUGA
Molecule: messenger RNA, 606 nt
Organism: Paramecium tetraurelia
Lineage: Eukaryota; Ciliophora; Oligohymenophorea; Peniculida; Parameciidae
Exons: 3
Source: RefSeq, a predicted model, not a curated record